Messenger RNA from Coregonus clupeaformis (lake whitefish), 1667 nucleotides. RefSeq names its product CD81 antigen-like. Gene Ontology annotation, cellular component: membrane. The record is from RefSeq and is a predicted model, not a curated record. NCBI's taxonomy places the organism in Eukaryota, Metazoa, Chordata, Actinopteri, Salmoniformes, Salmonidae. Bases 432 to 1016 code for a protein of 194 amino acids. The transcript has 7 exons.
AACUCACAACCAUAGAGGGCAAUGGGUUCGUUAACUGAUUGAAGUAUUUUUAGGCCGAUCCUAAAUAGGGAUGUUGAGUUUUAUGUUCAUUUCGAUGAAAUAGAAGGCCCUUCUUGCCCUGUCUCUUUGAUGGUUCACAGCUUUGUGGAAGUUACCCGUGGCGCUGAUGUUUAGGCCGAAGUAGGUGUAAUUCUUUGUGUGCUUUAGAGCAACAGUGUCUAGAUGGAAUUUGUAUUUCUUGUCUUGGCUACUGGACAUUUUUUAGAACACCAUUAUUUUUGUCUUACUGAGAUUUACUGUCAGGGCCCAAGUCUGACAGAAUCUGUGCAGAAUAUCCCUCUCUCUCUCUUUCUCCCUGACAGUUGGCUGGAGGUGUGAUCUUGGGAGUGGCACUAUGGCUUCGUCAUGACAACCAGACCAGCAGUCUCCUCAUGCAGCAGUUUGAAGGCCAGCAGGCUCCAAACACCUUCUAUAUCAGUGUGUACAUCCUGAUAGCGGUGGGAGCUGUGAUGAUGUUUGUAGGGUUCCUUGGUUGCUAUGGUGCCAUCCAGGAAUCUCAGUGUCUCCUGGGAACGUUCUUCUUCAUGCUGGUGUGCCUCUUCGCCUGUGAGGUGGCUGCUGGGAUCUGGGGAUUCAGUAACCGAGACACAAUCUCCAAGGAGAUGAUUAACUUCUAUGAUGUGGCUUACAUAAAGUCAGUGGAUGUCGUAGACUCCCCCACCAAAACAGCUGCUAUCAAAGUCCUGGAGGUGUUCCACGAGACUCUGGACUGCUGUGGUAAAGGAGAUGAUUCCCCCUUAUUCAAACAAGUAGCCGGAGCCCUGUGUCCCAAGAAGACCCUGGACGAUGCCUUGUUGAAACCACAGAGCUGUCAUCUGAAGCUGAAGGAACUGUUCGCUGAGAAGCUCUGCCUGAUUGGUCUAGCUGCCCUGGUGGUCGCUGUCAUCAUGAUCUUUGAGAUGAUCUUCACCAUGGUUCUCUGCUGUGGGAUCCGCAACGCCACCCCAGUGUACUAGAACCACAGAACUGUAAUAGAACCACGGAACCAUAGAACCACGGAAACAUGGAAUCAUAGAACCACAGAACCAUAAUGGAGGGAGAAGUCAACUAAGGGGAUACAAAUGUUACGUUUUGUGUUGUAGUUCCUGUUCAUUCUUAUUAUAUUGCAGGCUCAUGUACAGUUUUAUGUGUACAUUUCAUAUGUACAUUUCUAUCAGUAUUUUUUUAAUGGAGACUAGAUUUUACUACAGUAUAUUUGUUAAUUAUGUUUUAACAAUACUCCUAAUAUAAGUUUGAGUCUUUCGAUGAUCGUUGAUUAAAUGCCAGGCUGUGACCAACAGACAUUCAGCAUCUCUCUAAUGCUAAACCUUUUACUAAUUGAUUUUUUUUUAUCUUUGAGCCUUUUGUAUGUUUUCGUGCAGGACUACUCCAAGGCUGAAGAGUUCAGUGCUCUUUUUUAUGGUUGUAUAAUCUGUAGAUAUUCAUUGAGAAUGCGUCCAAAAUGGCACCCUGUUCCCUUUAUAGUGCACUACUUUUCCCACGGUCCAUGAGGGCUCUAGUGAAAAGUAGUGCACUGUAUAGAGAAUAGGGUGCUACUUUGGGACGCAUCCUGUAUUUCAUUAGUGGUUCGGCUACGCUUGAAGUGGAAUAAAAAAGGUGCAGACAAA